Molecule: messenger RNA, 1080 nt
Organism: Enterobius vermicularis (human pinworm)
Lineage: Eukaryota; Metazoa; Nematoda; Chromadorea; Rhabditida; Oxyuridae
Source: the annotation of a GenBank genome assembly
AUGGAUGAAAAGCCGACUAUUAAACCGGGAUACUACGCAACUGAAUUAGUCAAAACGGUUUGGGUCGUCCCUGAAAGAUAUCAAAAUCUAACUCCUAUUGGGACUGGUGCAUAUGGAACCGUUUGCGCGGCAGAGUGUAUGCAGACGGGUAUGAAAGUAGCAGUUAAAAAAUUUACCCGCCCAUUUCAAAGUCCAAUACAUGCAAAAAGAACUCAUCGGGAGCUACGUUUGUUGCGUUCUAUGAAUCAUGAUAAUAUCAUUGACAUAAUGGAUAUCUUUACUCCAGAUUUGGACGCCCAAUCUCUACAAGACGUGUAUUUUGUGUCAAUGCUUAUGGGGGCUGACCUUUCAAAUAUAAUGAAAAUUCAGCGCUUAAGCGAUGACCACAUUCAAUUCCUUAUUUAUCAAAUCUUGCGUGGUUUAAAGUACAUUCAUUCGGCUGGUAUUAUUCACCGUGAUCUUAAGCCUUCUAACAUUGCUAUGAACGAAGAUUGUGAACUUAAGAUACUAGAUUUUGGCUUGGCGCGGCAAACAGAUAAUGAGAUGACUGGUUAUGUGGCUACGCGAUGGUAUCGUGCUCCUGAAAUUAUGCUUAACUGGAUGCAUUAUACUCAGACUGUGGAUAUUUGGUCUGUUGGAUGUAUAAUGGCGGAACUUAUCACGGGAAGGACUCUUUUUCCAGGAGCCGAUCAUACCGACCAGUUAACACGAAUUAUGAAUGUGGUUGGCACACCAGAUGAAGAAUUCCUUUCUAAAAUCCAGUCUGACGAUGCGAGAAGUUACAUCCGUAACCUUCCAAAAAUGCCACGCAAAGAUUUUAGAAAACUGUUCCCUAGCGCCUCACCUGAAGCGGUUGAUUUACUAGAAAGGACUUUAAGUUUGGACCCUGAUCAACGACCAACUGCCAGUGAAGCCCUGGAGCAUCCUUAUUUGAAACAGUACCACGAUCCGUCUGAUGAACCAGAGUCUAAGCCAUUGGAUAUAGACUUUGACGGAGAUUUGAACAUAGACGAAUGGAGAGUUCUAAUAUGGCAAGAAAUUAUGGAUUUUCAAGCUGGAAGGCGACAAAAUCAGGGUUGA